CUUCAGAUGCGACCGUCACAAGACAAUUCGAAUUGAGCUGAAAGUAUUUGCACAACGGAUUAAGAUGUCGAAUGAAUAACAUGUGGACUCCAAAAGGUCACCACGCCUUCAGGUUUGUGUGUUUGUUAUGUUUGGACCUGAAGGUAUGCACUGCGUGUGCUAUCACAAUUGGAUACUCUGGCUAGCUUAUCUAAUAUUACAUCUGUCUAACAACUUGAAAAUCUAGUGACCAGUUAGUGAACAACCAGGCUGCCGCAGGCACUUUUCCCAUAGCUGCCAAAUCUGUUGCGUUAUUGUUAGUAUGUGUCAUCUACAGCUGAGGACAUUGCUUUUUGUAGCGUGGGUGUUGGGCUACAUCGCCUUUCUGCUCGCUACUAGAAAGAUGUGGACAGGGAAAUACGUGCGCAGUCCACUCGCUCGUUCACUUUUCAUGAACAUGAUAGGCGAAAGCGAAGAAGCCGGACAAGAAACCCAAGAGUGGUACAAGUGCUCUCCAGACCUGUUGGGGGAGGUGGUUAGGCCUCUGUUUGUGCAGAGCCAUCUGGACCAGGACACCCAGGCUUUUCUGAGACGCAGCAUAGAAAAGUCUGGCUGGAUGUUCACCCAGUUCUACCACUCCUUCAUCUCCACUGUCCUCAGCCCCCUGGUGUCACGCACAUCCAUCAAUGGGUUCCUAGGUCGUGGCUCGAUGUUUGUGUUCUCUGCGGAUCAGCUCCAGCAGCUGCUUCGCAUCGCCCCCGAGUGGCGAGGGGAGAGACUGCUGGACCUAGGGGCCGGGGAUGGGGGCGUCACUGAGGUGAUGGGAGCCCACUUCAGAGAGGUCUACGCCACUGAGGUUUCUCCUCCCAUGAAGUGGCACCUCCAGAGGAAGAAGUACAGGCUUUUAGGCAUUGAUGAAUGGCAGCAUACUGGGUUCCAGUAUGACCUGAUCAGCUGUCUGAACCUGCUGGACCGCUGUGACGACCCCCUGGAUCUCCUCAGGGGCAUCCACCGCUCACUGGUGCCCAGCACGGGAAGACUCAUCCUGGCCGCUGUCCUGCCCUUCCAGCCCUGGGUGGAGAUAGGUGGGAAGUGGCAGCGCCCUAGAGAGCACAUCAAAGUGAAGGGGAAGAAAUGGGAGGAGCAAGUCACCAACCUGUCCAAUGAGGUGUUCCGGGAAGUGGGGUUUGAGGUGGAGGCAGUGACUCGGCUGCCGUACCUGUGUGAGGGAGACAUGUACAAAGAUUACUAUGUACUGGAUGAUGCUGUCUUCGUCCUGAAACCUGUGGAGGAGUGAAGUCAGUUACUGUAUCUUGAGGUGCAUCUCAAUUAUCCAAAUUUGCAUCCUUGUCUCCUUCCUCCAUCUGCAUUAUCUUAAAACAACCAACCGUCCUUCCAACGGGACUGAACCAUAGAUAAUGGGCUGGUUCCACAGUGUAGGCGACUGCUGACUGACUGAUCUACAAAUUAUUUGGCACCAUAAAUAACAACUCGUUUUAUUAUUUUUAGAUCGUUCGGUCAGUCACCAUUUACCCACAAUGCAUCAUGGAUUUGAUGCUUUCAAACACGGCCAAUGAUAGUCCUCUAGAGGCCAAAAGGCUGUAUUAGCAUGGGCAGCGCCAUUUAGGGCUUCCACCAUUUUAAUGUUGUCAACUGGGUGGGACUUCCAACUUAAUUGGCUGAUUCCUAUUGGUGACCCUGUUGGAGUCAUGCCCAACCCAGUCAUCAGUAGGGAUCAGCCAAUCGUGAAGAAAAUGGACAUUGCCUCAAUGCUGCUAUAAUAGCACAGAUACAAAGAGGAGUCCUAGGGACUGGACAAGAGGUUUUUGCCAUGUUGCUUUUACCCAUCCUCUGUUUUCAGAUGAGUGCAGACCGAAGAGAGGAAGCAACUUUAGACUAUUGAGAUGCAUCAGCAGACCUUUCUUAGAGCAUCUGUGUACAGUAGAUACAGUAGAAAGCUAUCUGACUGGCUGCUGGAUUUGUAUUGAAUUAGUGGAGGAUAAGUAAGAUUUUCUUAAUUACAUUGAGAGUAUUUAUCAUUUACAUUACCACUUUAUCUCUAAAGUCAGCUGGGGAAUCCUGGUUUGAAACUCGGGUAGCUCCACUGUUUACCAACUGUCGUGUCAUACUGUGUCAUACCUCUACAUUCUAAGCAACAAAAAAAACAACACAAAAUGGAUGUUUGCCAUUGAAUAUAAUAACUUGAUUGGAAUAUAACAACACAGCUUUGUAAAUGAUAGGGAGGAUCUCAUCUUCUGUGCCAACAUAUCACUGUGGAAAUUGUCUGUUCUUGGUUUAAGUAUAGUGAUGUAAAUGUAUUGUCUUAUUCUGGGUUAGUUGGUUAUUUCCCCAAUAAUAACAUUGUGAUACUGUACAUAUGAACCGGUUGAUCUAAUUGAUUUAGUCAAGCACAGAUGGAGGGAAUUCCCCCCCCCCCUAUUUGUCUUAAGGUUUAACUAUAAGCACACUGUUUCUAACUGUUGUAUUAUCAACUGGGCAGUAACGUUCUGUUACAAUAACAUCGGGAUUGAUUAUUUAUAGCAAUGUGAGGCCUUGUCAGUGAAUAUCUCCCAUCUACAGUUUUUUAGGCAGCAGAACAAGUUUACUUUAAUGUUCCAGUCAGUGUAUUUUACGUAAAGUAACAUCACCUCAACAUUUAAAAUAUUUAUAAAGUGCAGUGGACAUUUGAGAUGACGUAUGUGCAGUAUGUAUCAGAUAGGAUGUCAUUUGCAUGAAGGAUGUCUUGGAUGCCAGUGUAAUGUAUUAUGUGCAUUUGAGUGACUUAGUCUAUUUAAGCUUAUUUGAAUAUACUCUCCAAUGUAGUUGUUAAAUCCAAUGUCAAAUUCUCAGUUCGGUCUGUGGAUUAGUUCGUUUUUAAAAUAAAUAUACUAGUUAAAAAUAA
Messenger RNA from Salmo salar (Atlantic salmon), 2881 nucleotides. It is a transcript of the gene mettl9, whose product is annotated as methyltransferase 9, His-X-His N1-histidine. Gene Ontology annotation, molecular function: protein-L-histidine N-pros-methyltransferase activity. Lineage: Eukaryota; Metazoa; Chordata; Actinopteri; Salmoniformes; Salmonidae. The record is from RefSeq and is marked provisional.